Molecule: messenger RNA, 2491 nt
Organism: Spizellomyces punctatus DAOM BR117
Lineage: Eukaryota; Fungi; Chytridiomycota; Chytridiomycetes; Spizellomycetales; Spizellomycetaceae
Exons: 8
Coding region: 89-1954 (621 amino acids)
Biological process (GO): vesicle-mediated transport
Cellular component (GO): endocytic vesicle; cytosol
Molecular function (GO): small GTPase binding; guanyl-nucleotide exchange factor activity
Source: RefSeq, a predicted model, not a curated record
GCGGAAACCGAUUUUUGGCAGCAGCAAAAUGACGGAUACUUCAGUACCAUAAGUUUUUCUGUGUUUACAAUUGUACAUAAUUUCAAAUAUGUCGAACGUUACUACUGAUGCUGGUGAACCGCACGAUGCAUUUGAAGAUGAAAAUUCGGAAACCUCUUCCAGUCCUCCAAAUCCUCCCAUCCAAAGCCAUCCACCACUGAAGCGGUCAGCUUCCGUCGUCUUCUUCAAUCUGGACGUGAAAGCAGAAUUGGAAGACCACUUUGUGAUUGCCGCCCUGCGGGAUGAGAAAAAAACCGGCGAGCUUCGUGACCUUCUCAGUCAUGGGAAGGCCACUCUCUUCCUUCCCAUCUCGGCGUCGUUAGUGCAUGUAGCUGACAAGAUAUCUCCAGUAUUUUUUGAGCAUCAUGUCUUCAUUCCCAACCCAGAAAAUAUGCGUCAGGUUAUGUCUCUCGGCGGCAUUCGUGCUCUCGUCAAAGGAUCGCGCCUGAUUGUCAUCGGGCCUCGACCAACGGAACAGGAGCUUCUAUCCAUAUACUCAAGAGACACGGGGACCGAUGAUAAAACUCUAUCAAUCUGGGACACGAUUGAUACUGAAGCGACAACCAUUGAUCAAUAUCCCUCCAUAGAGCUCUUGUCCGAUUCACCGUUAGAUUUCCGUUUAAGUGAAAAUUCCACUAUCAAGGUUGCUCUGAUGAGUAGAGCUAUCAUGCAAGAGGAUUUGACCCGUAACUUUGCUCCAAAACUUCCACCUCGCAAACCUCCGGCCUACAACACGAGCCUGAUCACUCUUCCAGCGAUCAAUUUUGAUAUCAGAUCUAUCCCUUCAAAUGUGUUUACCCAGAUUGGCUCUCUCCCAUAUCUCUUCUCUAAACUCGAUGUGCAAGCAGUGCUUGAGGAAGCUCCAUGCUUGCAAAACGAACCAUCUUAUCAAGUCUUUAUGGAACAAAUGAAAGAUCCACGAUGUGCCCCUUUCGCAGCAGAGGUACAACGAUAUCUUGCUUCAAUCACCGCCAAUCGUCAGCCAGUAUCAUCCGAGACUCUUUCCACCUAUCACCAUCGAUUCAUCGACAGCAUGCAUAAGACCUUCACUUCGACUUUCUUUCCCCGUCAACAAGGUCCUGGCCACAUCGAGUCCCUCACCGAAGGGCUUGACAAUUAUGUUCUUGCACAAGCAUAUGCCACUUACUUUAUAUCGGUUCUCUCUGAGGAGCAAACCACUGACUUGCUCCUUCACCGAAAGAUUUCACUUAUGUCUGUCGCGGGCUUUAACUUGGAUCAGCUGGGGAUUCAUAUUGAUUUGGACUCUGAUGCUCUUAGAGAAACAGUCAAGUUGGCUGGUGUAGAACUCCUAAUUGCCGAUCGGACCACGACCCCACACCAAAAGCUCUCGGCGAUUGUUGCGUCUCACCAACGGGUUGCCGAAAGAGUACCCUUGUGUUUUCCAUCAGAUGACGAGUCGUCUAGUGCGGAUAUGUUGCUACCAUUACUUAUAUACGUUGUCGUAAAGACAAAUCCUCCAAGGCUUGCAUCAUGCUUGAAAUACAUAAAUAGAUUCCGUGCGCAUAACAAGAUCGAAGGGUACUCGUCGUACUGUUUGACGAAUUUGAGUGCGGUGCAAUCCUUUGUGGAAACCUCGGAUGUUCAAACGUUAGGUUUGUCACCGUACGUGGAAGCAAGCUUUAGACCCAAACCUGCCAAUAGCAAUUCAGAGAAGAUCAUUGUGCUACCGGGGGAUAUGAUAGCUGCGCCCGAUCCGCCAUCCAAGCCAGUGACGGAUACUAUAGGAGCUCUUGCUAACAUCCCUCACAGCGUUGGUCAACGGAUUUCGGGACUUUGGCCAUUUCGCAGAGGUGCGACUCCAGAAACCGUGGGCCACGUAGAUGCCAAUGCACCCAAUGAUUCCGAACGUUUAUGGUCACGACUCAAACAUGAUGGGAAGAGAAGUUCGCGUUAAUUUGACUCUGGGAAUAUUAUAUCCCCAGGGAGGGAUGUCCUGUGAACCCGAAGCAUCAUGGCUUCUUGCAGUGCCGGCCGAUUCAUAGUUGAUCCAUCUCGACCAGGUAGCGGGAAGGUCAAAAAGAAACGAUGGACUACAAUAUUACGUACUCCCGUCUCACUCCGUAUCCAGCGAUUAAUUGUUCGAAUCGACGCCAAGUUCGUGAACAACAGACCUUUUGGCCUUUCCUGUGUAUCCCGGCUGUGAAUAUCGGAUGCCCCGACACACGAGAAAUGUCCACCUGCUGUCGAGGGAGACAACCUGGUUUCCACACUGGUCAAAUUAGGAAUCACGCUCCGUUUUUCAAUGGGGGAGUACAUAUAUACAGCUUUUGGAAUGUAGCAUGCACUGUGAAAUGCCGAUAAAGAUGAAAAGAUAUUUGCGUCGUCCCGCGGGAUCAAAAUUCCAGUUGUCUGAAGUCAACGUGCUAGGUUGCAUUGUCCUGCAAUCACCUUCAAUGUAUGCUGCUGGAGAUAACAUUAAACCUUAACCGUG